This is a messenger RNA of Lindgomyces ingoldianus, 861 nucleotides long. RefSeq lists its product as uncharacterized. Lineage: Eukaryota; Fungi; Ascomycota; Dothideomycetes; Pleosporales; Lindgomycetaceae. The record is from RefSeq and is a predicted model, not a curated record. The transcript has a single exon. The coding region runs from base 1 to 666 and encodes 221 amino acids.
AUGGCAUCCAUAUCCGCAAACAAGACGCCAUACCGGCAAAUCCGCGCACUCUUCGAUAAUGAUACCAUCACAGUCUACCAAGCGUAUUCUUCCACAAUCGCAACCGCAGCCGUCGAAGCCCAAAAGCUCAAUACCUCUCCUUCCUUUAGCACAGCCCGUAUGACCUGGAUUAAGCCAAGCUGGGCCUGGGUUUUGUACCGCUCCGGCUACUCUUACAAAGACUCUCGCCAAUCCCAUAUCUUAGCUCUAAAGCUUAAACGUGAGGUGUUUAUCGGUCUCUUGCGCCGCGCCGUGCUUUCUCAUGGGAAAGGAAAAGAGGAGGAUAGUGGGCGAAAGGCGAAGAGCGAAGGUAGAGAGAAACCAGCCAACGUGAGGGUGCAGUGGGAUCCGGAAAGAACUAUCAGGUUGGAGAAACUAGAGUAUCGUAGUAUUCAGAUUGGGAUUCCGGGCGCAUUGGUAAAGGAGUUCAUGGAUGGGAUUGUCGGGAUUGAGGAUGUUACUGAGAGAGCGAGGGAGUUGAAGAGGGUGCUGGAUGAAGAAGGGGAAGAUGGUAUGAUAGGAAUCGAUGAGUUAAUAGCAAGGAGGCUGGUGUUGAAUGAAAGGGAGUUUGAUGUGGACGAGGAGUUGAGGGAAAUAUUAGCAAUGGAUGCAGGCAGGGAUUUCUAGUUGAUACCAGUAAAGUUUUUUGCAUCCAAGGGCUAAAAUGGGUGAAGAGCUUUGUAUGAACGGACGAAAUAGGGUAUCUAAGAAGAUGCUCUCUUGCAUGCACCAUCCCGACUAUGCAGUCGAAGCCAUUUAGAUGAUUAGAGUACCAAAAUCCGCAGCAGAUGGGUUAGAAAAUGAAGAGAAAUGGCUAAAAUA